Molecule: messenger RNA, 2823 nt
Organism: Phytophthora sojae
Lineage: Eukaryota; Oomycota; Peronosporomycetes; Peronosporales; Peronosporaceae
Exons: 5
Coding region: 1-2823 (940 amino acids)
Biological process (GO): transmembrane transport
Cellular component (GO): plasma membrane
Molecular function (GO): transmembrane transporter activity; calcium ion binding
Source: RefSeq, a predicted model, not a curated record
AUGGCUAUUCGAGCGGCAUGUGGGGUGAUUUUAGCCUCGUUCAUACAGCUGCGCGACGAAGCUUACGAUCCUGCAGGCGCACACACCAAGAAAUGGCGAUUUUUCCCGGACUGGUAUUACCUUGGUGGCUUGAGCUACUGCGCUGUUAUGGUCGUCUUCUCGAUGGGGAUUAAUCUGGGUGGAACACUUCGGGAAGUUUGUCGCGGAAUGGGGGGCUGGAAGCGUUCGAUAGCAGCCGCAGACCCUAACGGAAACUACUACGAAAUCCACAAAGCGUUCAAUUCGGAGGCGUAUUGGAUCAACCUUCCCAAUUUGCUAAGAACACUCCCCUGGAUGAUACUCUUCACGGUUGUGGUGCUUCUUCUGCCGUUUAAUGUCAACACGCGGAAGUUCGCGCUUGGGAGCAAUGCUUACUACAUGUUAACUAUCAUCAAUCCUGACAAUAUCCUUCGAAACUUGCAGGCAUACUUGGUCGUGGGGGUAGUCGGAGGUUUUAUCUCUGUGUUGACUAUGCUGCUUCCAUACCCAAUCAUGCCGCAUCCGACUAAAUGUUACGGUGAUAUUCUGCCAUCCAGCGCAAUACAACAGCUAGAUGCUUGCUCCAUGAGAGUUUCGCACGAGAUCGCUGGCUUACUCGGACUUAUCGUUGACUCUUACUGCUCUAAAAGCCACAACGUCGAGCAAAUGAAUUUUCUCCAGCUUAAAAUUAACCGCAAAUUUAAUGCUAUCGAAGCUAGGCAUCGGCAAAUGACAUCGCUGCUGGACGACACGUGGUGGGAGCAAUGCUUUGGUGUCCACUUCGUUAUCCCCUUUAACCGCACGGGCACGGGAAACUAUAUCAACUUGGUUGGGUCGUUGUCUCGACGAAUUUUCACUUGCGGUUCCGCGGCAAGUGAAGGUCUUUGUGGUUUCGUCCCUUCGGUCUUUCCUAGACCCGAUCUGUUAUGCAAGGCCAUCCACUUGGUUGGGUACUCUGAAGGGUACGCUGGGGAUGACGACUGGAAUAUUUCUAGCGGUUCAUGUGUCGGCUUCAGUGCCACGGUGCCCUCAACCAUAGCUUACGUGAUGGGGAAUUUCCUGGGAGGAUCCUUCAGGGUGACUGUGAACCGAGUUGGAGGUGUGGUGGCUGGCAGCGUUGUCCCCUCUGUCUUCAAGUUCUUCUUCGUACAGUUGUGCAACCCAAGCUUCUUGAACGAGCUGCUGUCUGAAAUGGUAAUUUUUCUGUGGGUAUCCAUGUCAAUGUACAUUUGCUUCGCUGGAGAGUACAGCUCGUACGCAGGAUUGGUGUCGGCUUUUAUCUCCGCUGAUACGUUGCUGCGUCAGACCGAUUUGUGUUACCCAAAUGGAUCCGAUAGUCCAGGGGCAAUAGCAAUCUCUUCGUACUCGAGCCUUGCUCAAACGUCUGUGGGCGUUGUGAUUUUUAUCAUUGUCGAGACUUUCAUCUUCCCGCAAAGCGCAGCCAGUUUACGAAGUCGGAACAUCCAAGCCUCAGUGAAACUGCAGCAAAAGGCGUUCGAUGCAUUGUUUGGCUACCAUCUCCCCAGCUGCAUCGGGAUGCCAGCCGAUACAUUAAAUGAAGUGCGCGAUAUUCUGGAAGUACAGAUUCCAAGAAAACUUUUGAAGCGUAAAAGGCUCAUGGGAGACGCUCAAGCGGAUCCCGUAUUGUGGAGAGGACCAUUUCUACGACAUAAGCACGAGCGAGUGCUAGAAGUCUCUCACAGAAUGCUCAACAAUAUUUAUUUACUGUUCAAGUUGGUAUGCUGGUUCGACUCGCGGGUAGAGCAAAAGCGCGUUGCACUAAGCUCGCACGAUAUCCGAGACAACCAAGUCGGACCUCGAACAGGCGAAGGUACCAGCACUCAGACCAAGUGGCACGUCUCUACGAACCACUUCCUCUCCUCUGUUCGCGAUAGGUUUGACACAAUCCACAAGCUGUACGAAAGUGCGUUCUGGCACUCCAAUCCGGAGCAAACCGCCGUGUUCAUGCAGCUGAAAGAGGCCUUUCGUCUUGCUGAUAAGAACUGCACCGGAGAACUCAGCGCGGAUGACGUCUCGGGCAUGUUAGAGAAAGUGUUCAGCCGGUCGGUUGACGUAAAAGAAGGAGAAAUUCAAAACUACGUGGCGGAAUUCAUGGCGGUGGUUGGGAAGUCACACACGCCGACGAUCUCCUUUCAAGAGUUUGCUGACGCUGUGGAGAAUGGACUUAAACUUGAGGUGGAAGUGCAGCAUCGACGAAAAUCUCGAACGUCUUCAGCCGGUAGUGAUGCAAUGAAGUCGCGCUUGUCCAGCUUUAGACGAAGCAGUGGAGCUGACGGUAGCAAGCGGUGGAGCGCUGAUGACAAAACCUCGGAGGCUCGCGAUGCUCAUCGCGCCGACGAAGUCGUGAUAAAUAUUGAUGUCGACAACAACACGGAUAGCGCUAAGCCCAAGGCUUCGCCAUCAAUGCAAGAGUACAUCGAAGGCAGUAUUUCACGCCGAGUAGUGGAUCGAAGGGGGUCUGUCGUCGUCGAAGAAGUCUCACUAACGAUUACUCCAAAUUUGCUACACCUCGACAGUGACGACGAGGACGACAACAGUGGGUUGGCUUCUGACUACACGUCGACCCUAUUGUGGCGAGAUCAUGACGCCCAGAACGUGGAGGAGUUCUCGAUAAGAGACAUUGCACAGAGGAUGAAGUUUGCUGAUGCAGAGUGGCUGAUCACUGAUUACCAGUUCGAGCAAGUGUCGAUGGAGGAGCAGUUUCUGCUGCAGUGCUUGGUGAGUGGUGCGGAAGGUGUAGCAAAGAACCUUACGGAACUAGAGGAAGUCACACUGUCACUGUAA